AUGUUUGGGGCCAAGAGGAAAGCGCGCAAGGUCCGGGUGUCAGAGGGCAACGAGGACCUUGCUGACCCUGCGUCUGCCCCCGAGGAGCCCAUGAACGAUGCUCCUGACCCAAGCCCACCCUCUGUCAAGUUCACAAGAAAGCCCUUCAAAGGGUCCUCGCUCCGAAAGAGCAUCAACGUCAACGAUGAUGGCGACUCUGGUGGACUGAGUGGCUCGACCGCGACAUCGGCAGCCGCGGAAGAAGACGAUGACGAUGGCCCAGCGGUGGUCCGUCCAGCGGUCAGCCGGUCAGGAUCUACGAAGUUGAAAAAGAAAGCCUCGUCGUCGCGGCUGUCCUUUGGCGUGACAGACACCGCGGACGAUGGCCCAGGACCCAAAAGCCAACAGCCCAUCACACCCAAGAAGACAAGCAGCCUCUCCCAGCGAGCCACUGAGAACAACGCCUUGCGAUCCUCACUGUCGAAUCGUAAACUGCCCACGCGAUCCUUCGGACCGGAAGCAGAUGAGACCUCCUACAGCAAGGAGUACCUAGAGGAGCUGCAGUCCUCGACGCCGAACACUCCACAAAACAUCGCUUCUUUGCGCAUACACGACGACGACGCCGGCGCAACCACAGGCGGGGAGGCAAUGGACCUGGACCCCUCGGAGCUCGAGGGCGCCGUGGUCGUGCCGCAAGCCGACCUCUCCAUGUCCACGUUCAGCACAACAAGCCACAUCCCCUCGGCAGUCGAGAUCCGCGCAAAGAAAGAGCGACGGGCGCGGCUUGCUCAAGAAGGCGACGCGUACGACGAGGACGAGGACGACGACUACAUAUCCCUCGCCCCCAAGAAGAAAAAGGACGAGACCCGGCUGAUCGCCGAGGACGAGGACCUCGGCGAGGGCUACGACGAGUUCGUCGAGGACGCGCGGCUGGAGCUGGGGAAGAAGGGCGAGAGGGAGGCGGCGCGGCGGCACCGGCGCGAGAUGGCGGAGCUGAUCAACGCGGCCGAGGGCGGCGGUUCGGACGGCGAGGAUGGCGCAGAGGACGUGGACUCGGACGCCGAGCGGACGGCGGCGUACGAGGCCGCGCAGACGCGGGCCGCCAUGGGCGGGCAUCACCUCGUCGACGAAGGCGGCGGCGGGGCCGGAGGGGCCGGGCUGGUCAUACCGCGGAUGAGGGCUCUCCCCGAGCUGGGCGAGUCUCUGGCGCGGAUGCGCAGCUUGGUACAGGGCGUGGAGGAGCAGGCCGCGGCGAAGCGGAAGCGGAUCGAAGCCCUGGAACAGGAGAGGCAGGAGAUUGUCGCCAGGGAGGCAGAGGUCCAGCAGGUGUUGAACCAGGCCGGGGUCAAGUACCAGUCGGCCAUGGGGAUCAAGCAGGAGAGUGUGGUCGAUCCCUUAAAACUGGCGGCAGAGUCACCCCUGCGUGCUGCGUCAGGAGCGGCCACAAUCCCGCCAGCGGAGAGAGGCCUUGAGAGCUUUGGAACGCCCUCGCGGAGGCAGGAAUAUGACGAAGAGAUGGCCGACUGA
Messenger RNA from Diaporthe amygdali, 1506 nucleotides. RefSeq lists its product as uncharacterized. Lineage: Eukaryota; Fungi; Ascomycota; Sordariomycetes; Diaporthales; Diaporthaceae. Gene Ontology annotation, molecular function: DNA binding. Gene Ontology annotation, biological process: spliceosomal complex disassembly; mRNA splicing, via spliceosome. The record is from RefSeq and is a predicted model, not a curated record. Gene Ontology annotation, cellular component: U2-type post-mRNA release spliceosomal complex; nucleus. The transcript has 2 exons. The coding region runs from base 1 to 1506 and encodes 501 amino acids.